CUGUGCUACGGGUCGCUACGGGUAGUAUGCACAUCGUGGGCUCACAUGAUGCUAUCGAUCAAAAAAAAGGCCUCUCUCGUCCUCUGAGGCGGUCCGUCUAGGCAUGUGCAUUGGGGACGCUGGGGGGCUCUCUCAGUCUGCGGGACGAGUUCACUUCAUGCAGGUCCGACACGGCACAGAUAGGCAGACACACUCCACCACACAGUCAUUGAGAGAGAGGCACGGCAGGCGAGUGAGUCAGCCAGGCAGCCACACACAGUCACACAUCGGCCGAACCGUCACAUCAACAUCGGCCAGCAGCGGAGGGCGCGAAGCGCCCACACCCACACCCACAGGCAGCCAGCCAUGAGGAUGGGCAGAGAUCUAUGCACACAUACACAGACAUACAGAUGGAGGGAGGAAGGGCUACAUAUAGAAAGAGAGACGGACACAGAGAAGAGCGACGGACGGGCAAAAACGACCCCACAGACCGAUUCACGCAUGUCAUGGAACUCAGCCAUCCGGUCACAUAUCAGCAGCUGGUCUGUCUGUCGACAGAGUGAGGGGUAGCGUCGUCUUGCACACACACAGAUCGGCGACAGAGAUGACGACAGCCGGCAUGUGAGAGAUACCCUCCUGAUGAUACACGCACACCAGUAAGGACAGCAUCCAGUCACAUGACAAGGAUGUGAAUCGCUGCGUGCCCACCAGUUUUGACUGAUCGAUGGAUCGAUCAGUCAGUCGCCGCUCUCCGCCUCAGCUGCGCCACCGUCACCUGUCAAGUCCAAAGGACACACACACAAAUGAAAGUCAUGGAGGCCAAUGUGAGCGGCUCUGUGUAGUGGUGCCUUCCAGCCUGUGUACCUCCGCUGCCCUCAUCACCGCUGCCGUCAUCCACAUCGUCAAUCUCAUCACCAUCACUGUCGGAAUCUGCAGACACCACACACACAGAAGGCACGUCUUCCAUCCAUCCAUCCAUCCAUGUGUCUGACUGUGCCCUUACCGCUAUCGUCAUGCUGCUGCUGCUGCUGUUGCUGUUGCACUUGUCCGUCGAAUACGAAUGGCCCCACCGCCCCCAACGCCACGCGAGCCAGCUGAGUGGUCACCGGGAAGCGGUGCUUGAAGGGACCACUCCCAUACACAGCCGCCUCAGUGGUGUAGACAAUCACACGCACUGCACACAAGGGGCAGAAGACCACGCGACGUAUGACCAGCAGAGCUAGCCUCUCUGUCUCCCUUACCGUCGUUUCCUGUAUCCGCGAUGUCAAUCCAUGCGACGAAGGAGUGCCUGCUGUCGGUCAGCACCAGCAACCGCUCAUCACCGUCCAGCCCGAGUGUCGUGGUGCAGCCGGCCACAGGUGUGUGGGGCGACUCGAUCAGCAGGCCAUCCAGACGGCCGCCACCGACAUACCUGAACCAACCCCAGCCACACACACAGCCAAAGGUGCUCUCUCUUGCCUUCAGUGCCACUGAUGCUGUCACCUGUUGAGGUCUAUCCGUAUCUCGUUGAUCUGGUUAGUCUCUUCGAAGUGGAUGAGGACCAUGAACGUGGCCAACGACGAAACUGACGCAUGGGUGAACACCAAGCCCUGAACGGCCGACACCCACCCGCCGUCGGGCGAGUAGAUGAUGCUCUCACGCACUGGUGGGUCCUGUGGCUGCCGGUGCUGCCGAUACAGGUGGCCGGCGGCGAGGGGCGGGUCGACCUCUAGCCGGAAGUCGGGCUCGUCAGUGAUGGCCCGCACCUCACCGAUGCCGUGUUGGAACAGCUGCAGGGAGCUGUCGUCACCGAAGUGGACGUGGCGGCCGAUCAUCUUGAGCUGCGACAACACACGGGGAGCCGACAUAUACGC
This is a messenger RNA of Vitrella brassicaformis, 1832 nucleotides long. NCBI's taxonomy places the organism in Eukaryota, Vitrellaceae. The record is from the annotation of a GenBank genome assembly.